This is a messenger RNA of Chelmon rostratus (copperband butterflyfish), 5782 nucleotides long. RefSeq names its product ring finger protein 217 (gene rnf217). Gene Ontology annotation, biological process: ubiquitin-dependent protein catabolic process; positive regulation of proteasomal ubiquitin-dependent protein catabolic process; protein polyubiquitination. Gene Ontology annotation, cellular component: ubiquitin ligase complex; cytoplasm. NCBI's taxonomy places the organism in Eukaryota, Metazoa, Chordata, Actinopteri, Chaetodontiformes, Chaetodontidae. Gene Ontology annotation, molecular function: ubiquitin protein ligase activity; ubiquitin conjugating enzyme binding; zinc ion binding. The transcript has 7 exons. The record is from RefSeq and is a predicted model, not a curated record. Bases 77 to 1798 code for a protein of 573 amino acids.
UUGUUUUGUUUUGGUAGUAGGAGUUGGGUAAGAGGUGGACAGACGGAGGUCCGUGCGGGAGACAGCCGCUCGCUAAAUGGGGAAAGCCGUAUCGGGGAUGGAAGAUGACGGACCGACAGCCGACGCCUGUAAAAUGCCGAGUUUAAUCAGCAGUUUCGAUGAGGGGAGGGUGAAAGUGUCCCGCAACCUGCCGACAGAAACUUCCCUCGCGGACAGCAAAGUUGAGCGGCCGGUCCGAGAUUUGAGCCGCCGUCUCACUGGAUCAAACUCAUCCCUGGACGGAGGUGAGAGGGAGUCGGAGGAGAGGAGCAGCGAGGAGGAGCGGGAUGAGAAGAGCAACAACAACAACAACUGCAACGGCGGAGGAGGAGAGAGGAGGAGGGCGAGCGCGGUGGAGAUUUUGAGGAGGAAUUUCGGGGUUUCGAAGUCUCCCUCUCUCCGUCUGAACGCGAACAGUCGGAUGCAGCGCGGCGCCGAGCAGGAGGACCACGACGGAGACGUUAAUAACGACGCUACAAGCGGUUCCGGGAGGGAAUGUGGCGCCCGCGAGAAGUCCGACCGCGAAACGCGCGAGGCGGGGACCGAAAACGAGCCAACCUUGAGCGAGUUGACGACUUCGGGUGUCCAAGGAGUUGAAUUAGGAACCGUUACCGGACAACGCCAUCAGAGGGGUGACGGUGACAGCAACGCGGUCACUUCAAACGAGUCUUUUAACACUAAAGAACACGUCUACUGCACGGUUUACUGCAUCGCUAACGACAGCCAUCGGAAAGACGCUGAAAUCUCAGACGAUGAAACGGUCACGUCUGACGCACCAGAAAUGGACUUGGAGACCGGACAGGAAGCUGGUUCGAGUCCCGAACCGGCGCCGUACACAUUGGACGACCUGGUGGAUCCUUUCGGGUAUAUGGUCCACCGGCUGUCCAUUGUGCAGGCCGGUGCAGAGACAACGAUGCAGAGUUGCCGGGUGUGCCUGGAAGGGAAAUCCAUCGCACCCCUGCCCUGCUGCAGGAAGGCCGUGUGCGACGAGUGUCUGAAACUCUACGUCAGCUCCCAGGUGCGAAUAGCCAAAUCUUACAUCAGCUGUCCGAUCCCAGAGUGCAGUGGCUACCUGGACGAAGGAGUGGUGAUUUCCCAUUUAGCCAACGAAGACGUGGCGAAGUAUCGUUACUUUUUGGAGCUGAGUCAGCUUGACUCGAGCACCAAACCCUGCCCCCAGUGCAGUCAGUUCACCUCUCUGAAGGAGCACAACCCCAACCGCUCCGAGCACAAGUACAAGAUCCAGUGUAACAAUUGCCAGUUUGUGUGGUGCUUUAAAUGCCACGCGCCAUGGCACAAUGGGCUCAAAUGUCGCGACUACAGGAAAGGAGACAAGCAGCUACGAACCUGGGCGAGUGUCAUAGAGCACGGGCAAAGAAAUGCCCAGAAAUGUCCGCAGUGCAAGAUCCAUAUCCAGCGUACAGAGGGAUGUGACCAUAUGACAUGCACGCAGUGUAACACUAAUUUCUGUUACCGCUGUGGAGAGCGCUACCGACACCUGAGGUUUUUUGGGGACCAUACAUCCAACCUCAGUGUGUUUGGAUGCAAGUAUCGCUAUCUACCUGAUAAACCUCACCUGAGACGGCUAAUUAGAGGCUCUGUGUGUGCCACUAAGGUGCUGAUAGCUCCUGUGGUCAUUUUGCUGGUCGUGGUGCUUGGAGCUCUCGCACUGGUGAUAGGUUUGGUAGUUUUCCCAGUCUACUAUGUGUGCAAGAGGAGGAAGAAGCAGCGCACGCAAGGCUCCGGAAGGUGGAUCUGAAACCGGCCCCGGACCUCAUCCAGAUCACGCACACACAGCUUGAAAGACGACGCCCACAUCUCCUCAGGGAUGAACACGCCGGCCCGAGUCAUCGCAAAACUCUGAGCUGAACAUCGCGAAAUUAACACCGGCAAUUAGGCAAGUACAUAAACCAGUAGAGCCAUGCCUGGACAACACACGCGUCAUCACGUCGGGAAUAUUUGUCUCUCACAGGAGCGCCAAUGCGAAAGGAACGCUUUGUCAGGAUAUUCAAGCGCAGAAGCAAAUGUGACAUCCGGAGCAACCGCUGUCUCGUAAAGUGUUUGAAUCCUUUAAAUCUCAGCUAGAUUUCACAGCCGUCAGCUAUUUCACUCAGUGAACUUUCUCGCCGGCCAACUCUUUUCCCGUGACACAUGACAGGAAGGUUCAGCAGUGUACAUUUUCAGCUUUUUUUACUCCUCUGCCACACAUUUAACAGCAACUGUCUUUCAGGAGAACAAACGCAGUUAAUAGACAGGUACAGUUUUGUUUACACCCUCACUGGUGAGAACGUGUGAACUGGAGCCUGUUGAUUUGCCUGAUGUGAUGACACACUCUUGUGGAUGGAAGGUUUGAAAUGUUUGACAGUGUCGGAUAGCAGAAAUCAUGAACGCUGACUGCUGGAAGACUGUGAAGCGGAUAGGAGGGAGCUCGCAGAUGGAUAACAAGUGUGGGGAGAUAAAAUGUUCCUCAUUGAACUUUUGCAAAAGCUUCUUCAGUCAUUUGUGCUGCAGUUCACAAGUGAAAGAUGGAAACUGAACUUGGAACAAGCCAUGAUAGAAAAAUGAGGUGUCACUGAUGCAUCAAGCCUGGACAUUGUUGAUCAUCCUUUGCUGGAAACUCAGUUUUCAUUGGACAUUGAAAAUUCCCAUAGAGGUUCAAGUGUUUGACAAGCACACACUUUUAAAAAAAUAAUAUGAUAGGACAGACCUUGUGAUGGAAGGAUGAUGCUUCACUGUUACUGGCUGAUUUGGAUUAGCUUGACUCUGCCUGAUCUCAAGGUUUUCUGAAAGGUUUGAUCAGAUCGUGUUUCCUCACCCUAAGAGCAAACUAUUGGAAAUGCCAAGUUUUUAGCAAGCCUCCAUUGUUUUCUGUUGAAUCCUCCUCCUUCUGUCUGUCCCUGUCUUCCUCACGUCCCUUUGCCCCCCCCCCUCUCUGCCUGCCUGGCUGGAUGAUGGCUCACACACCCUCCCUGCCUGGCAGGUGGUCUCUGCUGUGCCCACAUACUGUAUGCCAGUAUCUGCAUCAUCAAAAAAAAAAAAAAAAAAACAAUGCUGCUGUGGCAAUUGUGCCAAAACAAAUCGCUGAAUGUGGCAGGACAGACCUGUCCCUUUGUUAGAUUUUGUGUUAUUUGUGUUUUAGGGGUUGCCUGUUGGUUUGGGUGAUGAGGCUGUGAGUGUGUGGUGGAGUCUGCAGAACGAAAAGGACUUAGGCUCUCUGUCAGAUCACUUCGCAGGAGAAAUGACUGAACAUACAAUUAGCAAAUGGCACCUGGCGGCAAACAGAAGUAUUUUAAGAUUUCGCUUUGAAUUUUUAUCUAGUCUGGGUGAUGGUUUGCUGAAGAGCUCAACAGUUUGUGUUUGAAGAAAUGAGUUCAGAGGUUAUCAUCAGGUUGCUGUGCACUGAAUAUGUGGUGGAUUCGAUUUGGAUGUUCAUUAUUAGGUCAUCGGGUUUCGAUGCAGAGAGUGUUUUUUGUCACAUUUUUUGCGGCGAUGAGAGGACGUCCGUCUGCUUGAGAGUUCGAGUGGUGACGUGGUGGCUUUUUAAUGUACACAUGCGCCCUCCGUCAGCUCAUUCACGCUGGCACAUACUGGGAGAAAGCACACACGUGGAUCGCUGCCAGGAAGCAGGAGAUUUACAAGAGCUUUAAAGGUCAUCACCUGGCAGCAACCAGCUUGCUGUCCUUCACUUAUCCCUCUAUCCUCUCCUCCCUGCUGUCAUUCCCGAGUUUUGAAAAUGGGCGCAUGUCCGCUGGAGCUGUGGCAGGUGUUCAGCCACAAAAAUCCCCCUAACUGGAUGCUUUUGAGCCUCUGAUAUGUGGAAAUAACCCAGAGCUGUGGGUACCUGUCGUGCACGCUGCUGUCAAGUACAUAUGGGUGUGUGUGUGUCUGUGUGUGUUCAUCCCACCACUGAAUGGAGCGACCUGUUUUUUUUUUUUUUUGUUUUUGUUUUAUUGUAUUAUGAACACGUUUUAAUGAAGAGACUUGAGGAAAAGACACACAAAGACAAGGAUGAGCACAAUAUGUCUGCACAUAGGAGCUGCCACAGUGAGAAAAACAUGAUAAAAUGAUAAAAAAGCUGUUGGGAAACAUCUCCUCUAGAAGUAAACACUCACAGUUAAGAUAAUAAGUCGUAACCAGUGGAUGAUAUCCUGAGUGUUACAGCACAUUUCAUCACUGACUCUUCACUAAAACCAGGACUUAAGGCAUGAAGGAAAAGCACGGUUGAUGUAUGUGCAUGCUGGACAUUUAGCAGUGCAACGCCAUGAGCUUGGCUUUUGUCCCAGGGAUCCGAAACAUUUUCUACAUCUAGGAGUUAAUAGAUACCAACUUUUCCUAAAGGGCACAGAAAAAUUGAUACACGCCGCUUUCAGUAGGUCUUGACUCUGGGUUUGAAUCCACUCUCAGGGAGUUUGCUUUCUGUUCACUGUACCCAGAGCUCUCCAUCUUCUGUACGUGAGCUGUGCCACACAAACUGCUGAACUGCACCGUAGAGUCAAAACGCUUCUGAUGUGUUUGCCCAGAGCUGCUUAGAAACCGUAUUUAAUUCCAGGAAGCAAAAACAGUGUAGUGUCAGAAGCGAUCCAAACAUCUCAGUGAUGCGAACGUUGUCUGUGUUUCCCGGGCUGACUCAGCUGCUUUGUGAACGCUGCGUGAGGGUCAGGGCCUGAAUCUAGGACUGAGAAGUAGAACAAGAAAAUAUGCAUUAGUUCUGCAGCACUGGGAGGUUGAAUGUGUAAGUUAUGCGCCACACAAAAACAUCGAUCUGCUCAAUUGUUCACUUGCAUCGUAUGCACUCAUGUUUUAUGUAACCAGCUUGUACCACACUGACAUGUUGAAAUGCUGCAUUUUAUUAUUUGUUUGAAUGACUGACAUGUGAUUGACAUAUGUACUUAAAUUGUCUUUAGCACAGAGAAAUGCAUCAGCAGAGAGAAGUUAGUUUAAUGUACUGGGGCUGUUUUUUUUUUAAUGUCAUGAACAUACAUUUUUAAUAUCUCCAUGGAAUUUUAUUGAAAACGUUGCCCCACAGUUUUCACUGCACCACCGCUGAAACGAGUAGUCCAUCAAUUUACUCACUGGCAGAAAUGAACAAAUAGCAUCAUCGAUGUGUUAUUAAUCAUUUACAUCAUUUAUUAAGUACCAAUACCUAACAUUCGGUCAAAAUAAGCAACGUGUUCGGAGCACGGGUUUACGGUCAGAUUUAUUUUGCUGUCAGACAGUGAUUACAAAGGAGAAUUAGUUCUACCUGGUCAGGACAAAGGUUAAUGUUUUCUAACAUGUUCUGGUUGACCCCUCAUGUCUGAUUUUUCACAUUUAUAAGUGUUAAUUCGGAAUUCUGCUCGCCUGUUCAAAAUGUCAAAAUGCCACGUGGAAAUGCCAUCAUUGCUUUGUUUUGUUGUAUUCUUACAUGUGACUGACUUGAUUGCUGACAUCGCUAAUCUGAACACUCAGCAACUGUUUGGGCAAAGCUUAACAUGCAACAGUUCAUUCAGUGACAUGAGAGUUAUUUUGGCCAAUAAUAUUUCCUUUGCUGGGGUGUAUCGGCUGGCUGAUGCCCCUGGCCUUUUUGUAUGUGUUACAGUUCCAGUGAUAUCGGCAUAAAUAUGCAAUAGUGCCUUCACAGCCAUUAUAGAUCAGGGUUUGCCAACCUGUGGUUCAGGGCCCCUGCGUGACUCCAAAGAUAGCAAAUGGGGGUUAAAAAAAAAAAAGAUAUGGGAUAGAUAUGGGGCGCCUAAUGUAAGUGAAA